AUGUCAGCGGCUGUCCUCCGGCGACGUCUGCUGCGUCCGUUCCAAAAUGGCGAUCUGUGUGGCAACUGUGCUUCCCACCAGGUCAGGGCGAGCCUCCGCCGCCAAGACAAUCGCCGCAGGACGAUUCAAGCGGUGACACUAUCGACAUCAGGCCAGCGUCGCGAUAUCGAGCACGCUAAAUGGCGGAAGCAAAUCGUGUCGACUUUGAACGAUAAAGAGGGUGAAAUUCGGGUCACCCAGCACUCCGAGCCCUCUCGUAAGGAUGGCGUCCUGCGCGCUGAGCUCUACUCCGACAAGCCCAUCUAUAGCCCCAUCAACAUUGAUCCGCUGCCCAAGCCCGACAAGUCAGUCCCGAAGGAGAGCACGACAUUAGUCUCCACGCGGCCCCCUCCAUUCUUCUCCGCCAAGCGCGGUGCCUCUGAGGGCAGAUUUACCUACCUCGUGCGAGUCGGGAAGACCUACUAUGCAUUCUACAAGGCGGGACUGAAGCAGCUAUGGUCGAAUCGCAAGGAGCUAAAAGAGCUUCAAGCAUGGAUGUUCCCGUUCACUAUCGAGGGUGUCGCCAGGUACGGUGGCACCAUGUACAAAAAUAAGCAGGGAAACAAUAUUCCCAUCCCACACAUUUACCAUCGCGAGUUCCAGCUAUACCACCGCACCAAGGCAGAUCUUCGAAAGAUGAUACCUUUCAGCCUGCUUCUGCUGAUCUGUGGAGAGUUCACGCCCAUAGCGCUGCUCGUACUGGGUCGAAAGGUCGUUCCAAAAGUGUGCUAUCUCCCGUUUCAGCAGCGUGAGGAAAUGGACGAUAUUCUUGGCCGCUUCAGGACCUGGAAGAGGGAGAUGGGCCAAUUGACUGCUAGGUCUCGCCCAGAGAAGCCCCGAAAUGUGUUCGACUUUGCUCCGAAGACAGGUCUUCUGGAGCACCCAUACCGCAGAGAUCUUCUAUUCGCUCACCUCUCCGGUCAGACCAACUUUUAUCGUCUGCCCUUUCCGAUCAUGCGAGGGUUGUACUGGCACCUUGUGCUGAGACCGCGCCUGAACAGGUUUUGGGAAAACGUCUUCUGCGAGACGAUACUCGUCGAGCGACAAGGUGGGUUCAAGAGCAUGUCUCCGCAAGACAUCUACGAGUACGCCCGAAACUAUGGAUCAUUGACUCUGAUGGUCAUCAUGGAGAAGGAAGUCGGUGUGAAGAAGAAUUACCACUUCGUUGACGACAAACUCAAGGCCUUGCUCGUGCCUGUACUUGAAAAGGAAGCACAGAUAAUGUUAGACGACGAUUUCACGAAGCUACCACCGGCACUACACUGGGCCAGGGCGUACAGAGACUCAGCGAGAUGGGCAGGUAGUCCAGAUGUCAUGGAGGCUGCUCGGCUUAAGAAGAUCUACGAGAAGGAAGGCGUUGCGACAGCUUCCCCGAAUCCAACGAAGAGCCUCCCGAACACGAUACCAGCGAAGCCAGCUUCGCAUUCAACGAAGUCAACCUCAAAACCGACAAAGCCCACCUCAAAAUUGGCCAUCAAACAAUGA
Cyphellophora attinorum is the source of this 1524-nucleotide messenger RNA. RefSeq lists its product as uncharacterized. NCBI's taxonomy places the organism in Eukaryota, Fungi, Ascomycota, Eurotiomycetes, Chaetothyriales, Cyphellophoraceae. The transcript has a single exon. The coding region runs from base 1 to 1524 and encodes 507 amino acids. The record is from RefSeq and is a predicted model, not a curated record.